UGUGUAUAGUGUGAGGCCAUUUACCUGUGGUAUUUGGUGUUGUUUUUUUUACUCUUUUGAGAUUUGAGAGAAAGCAACUCCAAAUUCCAAAUACCACAAGUGAUUUGUUCAAUAUUUGAGAGGAAAAAAAAAAUAAAAAUCUCAACUUUUGUUUUUGUUUUUUGCAAGAAAGGGUAUUAAUUGCAUUGCUCUCUCUAUAUUCGUAGCAAUAUAAUUGAGAUUCGAUUUGUAUCAGUGAUUGUUAAACUCUCAGAUUUUGCUACCAUUAUACAACGUACAUUCAUCGUAUUCUUCAUCUACCCACCCUACCUUUCUUGUUCUCUUUCCAAAAACAAAAGGGGCUAUUUCUAUUUUCAUUCUCCCUAUAAUUAUGAUUGAUCAUUGAUUUUAUUUUAUUUUUUCCUACUUUUCAUCAAUAAAGUAAAAAGUUUUCGACAUUCUUUAUUCUUUUAUCGUCAUAAUAGGAGUGGAAUCGGUUCUGAUUUCCAUUGAUUCUUCAAGGAAAAAAAAAUAGAAAUUCGGAGUAUCUGAGAAUCCCGAAAUUUUAUUAUUAUUAUUUUUUUUUUGUAAAACAGCCGUUACAGUCAAAGGUAAAGAAAUUAAAAAAGUUUCCAGCUGUAAAAAAUAUCAGAAAAUUAAAUUAUUUUCAGUGGGGGAAAAGAAAUUUAUUAUUUCUCUACAAUCAUUGCCAGCCGCUGCAUUUACACCUCACAAUCUUCCAACAAUAAAUAAAAUAUUAAAAUUAAUAAAAAGUUGCCAUCUGAAAAAAAGACAGAAAAAAUACAGCUCCAGAAGUUGAUUGCUCACAAGAAACCCAUCCCUUUUCCACCACCAUGGCCUCACCGCUGCCUCCAAAGUUUCAAAUAUAAUUCCGAAUUUCAAACCAAAUAACUCCUUAUUUGCCGACCCUUUUGAACUCCGUCUCCCAUUUUUAUUAUGGCAGCAGCAGCCACUCAAACAACCGGGACGACAACCAUGGCUCCAACAAGGAGUUUGAGCAGCAACAAGAAGGAAUUACAAGGUUUGAUUUUGGGGAGAUACGAGGUCGGGAAAUUGUUGGGGCACGGUACUUUUGCAAAGGUGUAUCACGCUAAAAACAUCAAGACGAGUGAGAAUGUAGCCAUCAAGAUUAUUGAUAAAGAGAAGAUUUUGAAAAUUGGGCUGAUUGCACACAUCAAGCGAGAGAUCUCCAUCUUGAGAAGAGUAAGGCAUCCUAAUAUUGUUCAAUUGUUUGAGGUAAUGGCUACCAAGUCUAAGAUCUACUUUGUUAUGGAAUAUGUUAAGGGUGGGGAGCUUUUUAAUAAGGUUGCCAAAGGGAGGCUUAAGGAAGAGGUAGCUAGAAAAUAUUUCCAGCAAUUGAUUUCUGCUGUAGCUUUCUGUCAUGCUCGUGGUGUGUAUCAUAGGGAUCUUAAGCCUGAAAAUAUUUUGCUGGAUGAGGAUGGGAACCUUAAAGUGUCUGAUUUUGGGCUUAGUGCUAUAUCUGAACAAAUUAAGCAAGAUGGUCUUUUUCAUACUUUCUGUGGAACUCCAGCUUAUGUGGCUCCCGAGGUUUUGGCUAGAAAAGGUUAUGAUGCAGCUAAAGUUGAUAUUUGGUCAUGUGGGGUGAUUUUGUUUGUGUUGAUGGCCGGGUAUUUACCCUUUCACGAUCAGAAUGUUAUGGCUAUGUAUAAGAAGAUCUAUAAAGGUGAGUUUAGGUGCCCCAGAUGGUUUUCACCUGAAUUGUCUCGGUUUUUGUCUCGAAUUCUUGAUACAAAUCCUGAAACUAGAAUUACAAUUCCACAGAUAAUGGAAAAUAGAUGGUUUAAGAAGGGGUUUAAACAUGUGAAAUUCUAUAUUGAGGAUGAUAAGAUGUGCAGUGUACAUGAUGAGGUGAGCUUAGGUGAGAAUGAGAAUAACAAUAGUGGAUUUGAGUCUGAUCAGUCAUUGUCUGAGUCAGAUUCUGAAAUACAAACUAGGAGAAAAUUGGCAAGUAUGCCUAGGCCAGCUAGCUUGAAUGCAUUUGAUAUCAUCUCAUUCUCAAGUGGUUUUGAUUUGUCUGGGUUGUUUGAGGAAGGAACUGAUGGGGCAAGGUUUGUAUCCGGUGCUCCUGUGCCGAAGAUUAUAUCCAAGUUGGAAGAAAUUGCCAAAGUUGUUAGUUUUACGGUGAGGAAGAAGGAUUGUAGAGUAAGUUUGGAGGGGUCGAGGGAAGGUGCUAAGGGCCCAUUAACGAUUGCAGCUGAGAUAUUUGAAUUGACGCCCUCAUUGAGAGUUGUGGAAGUGAAGAAGAAAGGAGGCGACAAAGGAGAAUAUGAAGACUUUUGUAAUCGGGAACUAAAACCUGGAUUGCAAAAUUUAAUGGUAGAAGAUCAUGCUUUGCCAUCAGAUACUGAGUAGGCAGAUAAGAUACUUUUCUGUUUUUUCUUCGCUGUUCUUUUGGCGAUAUCUUAGCUUUUGUACCAUAAGUAUUUCAUUUUCUUUAUUCCGUUUCUAAUGAAGAAACUUGAGUAACCUUGUGUUUCCCCUUUGUAUCUGUAGGCAAUGUUAAUGAUGUAGAAGUUGAGAAACGCAGUUGUAGAGUUAAUGACAUCAAAUUUCCCAUGUGUUUUGAUAUCCUAGUCUCAGUUUAUGAAAUGAAUCGAUCCCUUGUAACUUUGUUUGUUUUUUUCUGACCUAAUAGAGCACAUCCGAGCAACUGAAGUUUUCUUAGACACCUGAGUUUACUGUCAAUGAACUUUGUGUGCCUGUUGGUAAUGCAGUAAGAAUCCUUUAAUUUCCAGUUUUAGUAAAUGGAAUUAGUUAUAGC
Molecule: messenger RNA, 2782 nt
Organism: Oldenlandia corymbosa var. corymbosa
Lineage: Eukaryota; Viridiplantae; Streptophyta; Magnoliopsida; Gentianales; Rubiaceae
Source: the annotation of a GenBank genome assembly